AUCCAACAAAAUAUACAAAGAUACAGCAGAUACAUGUGAUCCAAUGCCUAGUCCGCAGUCCGCGGCACAUUGAGGCUAUUAAAGCAAGUAAUCGCAAUUUGUGCAGCUUAAGUGAUCAGACAUCAGAGACAGUGGGACAAUAUAAGCCAAACGAAAGACAAAACGAGACGGAAACACUUCGUAGAUACAUACUUACCAGAUAAGAACUACGUAAGUUAGAAAUUGGCCCACUGUGCACCGCUGAGCAUGUUCACUUGUGCUGUUGACCAGAGUACAGACCACAGAUUAUUAAAUUUAUGAAAUUCUAUUGAUAUUUACACGCAAACUUUGACCGCUCGAGAGCCGCUAAAUACAUCCACACAAAACUUGAGACUGUAGGAAAACUGUAGCCUUACGAGCAUAUAUAUGAGUGCAUUGGCUUGGUGUUUGUAUACUAAAUUUAAUGGAAUCUUGAGUUUAAGCGAGACCAAAUCGGUCUAUCUUCAUGACACUAUUCAGUUCGACUACAAACCUUGUUCGGUUCACACACGCUAACGAGAGUAGAAUAUCGCAUUUUGCAUUCAGAAAUUGUGUUAUGACCAACAAUUAGUUACUAUGUUUCAAAAUAUAAUUGAUGUGAUCUUUGAUUGAUCGCAAUUGAACGAGUAGAGCUUGUGUUAAAAGGCGAAACUAAAUGCUUCCACUGAUACAAUAAGAAUGGUUUAUUUUGGCGAUCGACAACGCGAUCGUAAUCGCGAUCGCAGUAAUCAACAAAAAGUCGAAAGAAUUAUUCACGAUGAAGAGUUUGGCGAAGAGAAUGUCGAGCUGGUCGACUCGGAAUGGGCGGAUUUCGAGAAGUUCAUUUGCCAGUUACGGAAACGGCGUACCAGUACUAUGUCGAUGGAAGAGGAACUGCGUCAUGUACAGCGUCAUCCGAAGAUCAAGUCGCAGGCAUUUUAUCCAUGUCCACCGUCAGCGGAGCAUACUCGGGAUUCGGAUUCAUCAGACGACGAUGAUCCCGUUGGAUACAUCGACACACUUAUGUAUGGUCGCUAUACCAAAGAUCUAGGAGAAUUUGCAAAGGAUGAAGCCAGAAAACUCAAAUUACUCGAAAAGCGACGAAAGCAGGAAGACAAACAGAGGAAUAAGGAGCUGUUAGGGACACAAUCGACCAGAGCAAAGCAUAUAUCAUCAUGGAUCUGGAGGCAUACGGUGGCACGGCUUGGCGAAGACUGGGUCUUUUUAGCGCUAUUAGGUAUUAUCAUGGCCCUGCUAUCAUUUAUCAUGGACAAAGGCAUAUCUAUAUGUACAAACGCUCGUAUCUGGCUCUAUCGCGAUCUGACGACACAUCCAUUCGUUCAAUAUAUAUCUUGGGUUUCACUGCCGGUCUGCUUAAUAUUAUUUUCUGCCGGCUUUGUGCAUCUCAUCGCACCGCAAAGUAUAGGUUCCGGUAUACCUGAAAUGAAGACCAUACUGCGUGGCGUUCAAUUGAAAGAGUAUCUCACAUUUAAGACAUUAGUGGCCAAGGUUAUUGGUUUAACGGCAACUCUGGGCAGCGGUAUGCCAUUAGGAAAGGAAGGCCCUUUCGUACAUAUAGCAAGUAUUGUAGCACAAUUAUUAAGUAAACUUGUCACAUCAUUCCAAGGCAUAUAUGAGAAUGAGUCGAGAAAUUCCGAAAUGCUUGCGGCUGCCUGUGCCGUUGGUGUGGGUGCAUGCUUUGCCGCACCCGUUGGCGGUGUCCUUUUUAGUAUUGAGGUUACCACGACGUACUUUGCAGUGCGUAAUUAUUGGCGUGGCUUCUUUGCUGCAGUGUGUGGCGCCACAGUCUUUCGCCUGCUGGCGGUGUGGUUCCAGAAUGCCGACACUGUGCGAGCACUGUUCUUGACUAACUUCACCACCGAAUUUCCCUUUGACCCCCAGGAGUUAUUUGUCUUUGCCUUGAUUGGACUUGUAUGUGGCUUGGGUGGGGCAUCCUACGUCUGGGUCCAUCGACGCUAUGUCCUCUUUAUGCGCUCAAAUAAGCGCAUGAACAAGUUCCUACAAAAAAAUCGGUUCCUGUAUCCUGGAUUCCUGGCAUUGCUAGUCUCCAGCAUAUCGUUUCCACUGGGCACUGGCCAGUUUCUGGCUGGAGAGCUCAGUACCCAUGAGCAGGUCACUCAACUGUUUAGCAAUUUCACUUGGUCCCGCGAUGAUCUGACUGUGGAACAGGCGGCAGUUGUAACCCACUGGAUGACCAGCUACACCAGUGUGUUCGGCAAUCUCGUCAUUUAUACUCUUUUCACGUUUAUCUUCUCGAUUGUUGCCUCCACUAUACCGGUUCCAUCGGGCAUGUUUAUUCCUGUUUUCAAGAUCGGAGCUGGCUUUGGUCGACUGGUGGGAGAGUUUAUGGCAGUGACAUUUCCACAUGGAGUACGCUAUGGCGGACGUCUGUCCCCUAUUAUGCCCGGCGGAUAUGCCGUUGUGGGGGCCGCUGCCUUCUCUGGGUCCGUGACCCAUACGGUAUCCGUAGCAGUGAUUAUAUUCGAGAUGACUGGACAGAUCACGCAUGUGGUGCCUGUUAUGAUCGCCGUACUGGUGGCUAACGCAGUGGCAGCACUGCUUCAACCCUCCAUAUACGACAGUAUUAUAUUGAUUAAGAAGUUGCCGUACCUACCUGAUCUUCUGCCCUCGAGCUCCGGCAUGUACAGCAUAUUUGUAGAAGACUUUAUGGUGCGGGACGUGAAAUAUAUCUGGCACGGCAUCUCCUACCAGAAGCUCAAAGAAGUCCUCAAGGCAAACAAAACACUGAGGUCCCUGCCAUUGGUGGACAGUCCUGACAAUAUGAUCCUACUGGGGUCCGUGCAACGCUACGAGCUAAUCAAAAUGAUUGAGAAGCAUAUCGGCAGAGAGAAACGCAUGGAAGUGGCACAAAAAUGGCAAAAGGAGGCCGAGGAGCGGGCCCUGGAGGAGGAGAAGAUACAACAAGGUGUCGAGCUUCGAAUGCGCCGUCCCUCGCGAUUUGAAGUUCUUCCAGCCCCGGAUAUCCUAAGUUUACGACAGAUUGCCAACGAUGAAAUGCUUCCGCCCAAGAAACGUGCCGAAACCAUGCACAGUUCGCUCACUCCCAGGAAAUCUAUCCUAAAGAAGACCAACUCCUUUAAUCUGAAGACCUAUGCCCCUGCUCCCCUGCACCAAAGUCCGAGUAUCACGCCAUACACCACGAUAACUGGGAACUCUGAGUUCCGCAUCCGCUCUGCCUUCGAGGCCAUCUUCAAGAAGUCGACAACUCUCCAGGACGUCCAGCCCAAUGCCGAAACGGGCUCUCUCUCCCCGGCUGCUAGCAACAAUGAGGUCGAAGUACAGCAACGUACUGCUACGCCCAGCACACCGGGUGUUUCGAAAAAGGUUCAGCUGCAAGCACAAAAUAAUUGGAAUUUCGUAACAGAUCAAAUUAUGCUGCAAGUAAAUCCUAUCUCUACGGAUACCCCGGUACAAUCAAAAAAUGUGCCGGCUAAGAAGGACACCAACGAAAUUUUAGUCACAAAUGAGGAUAAUAGGGAUUCAUUUAACUCCACUCGAUAUCUUUGCAAAGAAGUUCUCGGUGAUCAGGACAACAUUAAACACAAGACAAAUAAAGUUGCGGAUAUGGAUGCCAGAAUGCCAUUUAUAAUGCAGCUCUCUUCGGAGAAUGAUAUGCAGGAAGUAAAUCACAAAAAAAACAAGAAAAAGGCAACAAAGAUUCGAUUUUAUGAUGAAAAUACGAAUAAAUUAAAUGAAAAUAUGGGCUAUAAUAUACCACUAGAUACCGAUACCGAAACGAUAUGUCCAGAAACAGAGGGUGAGACCAUUCAAAAGACGAAGUCCGUGCAAUUGCCAAGAGAGCGCGUUAUUGACAUGUCCCCCGAGGAUCAGAAGAAAUGGGAGCUCGAGGAAAUGUUGAAGGCCGUCGAUUUGCAGAAAGCAAAUGUGCACAUUGAUCCAUCACCGUUUCAACUCGUAGAACGCACUUCAAUACUUAAGGUUCAUUCAUUAUUCUCAAUGGUCGGCAUUAAUCACGCAUACGUAACAAAAAUCGGGAGACUUGUUGGUGUUGUUGGACUUAAAGAGCUACGAAAGGCCAUUGAAGACAUCAAUAGCAAUAGUUUUGUGGUUGCCACACGGGACGAAGAUACCGAAACUGAGACCAAGACAGCAGUGGAGAAGAUAGCAUUGCUAUCUUCGAAUGCCAGUGACAAGACUGUGGAUAUGACAGUUACGUCGAUGGACUCGGCUUUAUCGAAUUCUGAAAAUUGUUCCGACAUUGAAAUGGAUCACAUAAAGCACAUGGAAAUAAACCCCUCGGUGAUUCUCACACAUGAGACAUCUGCAUCGAAGGACACAAAUACCACAGAAAAUGGCAAUCAUCAAACUUGAAAACUAUGAAAGAGUUCUAAAAAUAGAAUAUUGAAUACGUUUUUAAAGAUCAGUUAAAAUCUAUAAUAAGUGCAGUCAACAAAAGUUAUUAUAUAUUUAAAGCUUGCUAGUUCAUAAAAUUAGAAGAAUAUCGUGAUUUACAUUUAAGUUGAAAUGAAGAGGAAGUAGUCGCUUUUGUGUGUAUUUUCGAAAGGAAGUGCCUAAAAAUUUUCUUUCAAUGUACCUCUGGCGUUACUUUUUGUUCAAAUAACCAAACCAAAUCAACCACCCAAGCACAUACAGUCAGAAAAUAAAAUAGUCAAUAUCACUUAAUUUUAAAUUUUCCAUUGAGAGAACGUGAGGAAAAAACGAAUGAAGUCGCUCAGUACUCGAUGCAAUGACGUUUUGGGACGAACUUGGACCAGGCAAUGCCAGGGAAGAUACUCGUAUGAUAUUAAAUUAAAAUAUGGCAAUCGUUUAGUCGAACCAGACGAUCCAUAUGUUAUUCAUUACAUGCCACCGGACAAAUAUCUCAUAACCAUGGGAAAAAGUAAACUGGACAAUGCCGAGACUGUUAUCCUGUCGGCAAAAGGAUUCCUUGAUGAAAACAACAAUAUAAUUGAGAAACUCAAGUACUUGGGCUGCGUGCCAUAUAGAUUCCGCUUCACCGAGGAACUUGUCGCACACUGCAAGGGUCGUGACCGGCCUGACCGAUUGCAAGGUGGCUACGCACACUUUACGGUUCUGAAUUAUGCAGUGCAUGAUUUCAACCGAAAACAAGAAUGGAUAAGUGGUACGUCGUUUAAUGAUUUUGAGAAUUCCACUUACCACUCGAACUGCUCCGCCGAUUACUUGGGCGGAUUACAAUGGUGGCCCUUGCUUCUACUAGGAUGGUUUCUGUUGGUUUCGAUAUACAGCAGCUUGAAGAAAUAAACACCGAAAAGCGGGGGUAUUGGCGGCCAUUUACUAGUGAUGAGCAUCGCAAGCGAUUAAGAAGUAUCGAAAACAAAAAUACCGAUUUGGAAAGUUGGUAUUUUCUACCAGCUGAUUCAACCAGUCCUGGAAAACAAAUAAAUUAUUGUGUAUUUG
Molecule: messenger RNA, 5439 nt
Organism: Drosophila obscura
Lineage: Eukaryota; Metazoa; Arthropoda; Insecta; Diptera; Drosophilidae
Gene: ClC-a
Product: chloride channel protein 2
Exons: 16
Coding region: 697-4371 (1224 amino acids)
Biological process (GO): transmembrane transport; chloride transport
Cellular component (GO): membrane
Molecular function (GO): voltage-gated chloride channel activity
Source: RefSeq, a predicted model, not a curated record